Molecule: messenger RNA, 1792 nt
Organism: Penaeus monodon (black tiger shrimp)
Lineage: Eukaryota; Metazoa; Arthropoda; Malacostraca; Decapoda; Penaeidae
Product: neural-cadherin-like
Exons: 7
Coding region: 296-1792 (498 amino acids)
Biological process (GO): homophilic cell-cell adhesion
Cellular component (GO): membrane
Molecular function (GO): calcium ion binding
Source: RefSeq, a predicted model, not a curated record
CAGCAGCCCGUGACCUACCACGUGGAGGGGGGUCGCGGCGCCCUCACGGUGGACGGCUGGGGGGCGCGUGUCCCUCCUUCGACAGCUGGACCGCGAGGCCGCAGAGGACGACGGCGGGGGUGGGGGCGGAGCAAGUGUCGUGGCGGCGUUGGUCGUAGCGGUGGACAGCGGCCUUCCCCCCGGCCCCCUCAGUGCCACCGCCACCCUCAGCGUCACCCUGGAGGACGUGAACGACUGCCCCCCGCGCCUGCUGCCCCCGACGACGCUGCGGGUGACGGAGGGCGCUCCCGCUGCCAUGCUGGGUACGCUCACGGCGACGGACGAUGACGUAUGGGCGCUGGGGCACGGGCCGCCCUUUAACUUCUCCCUCGCGCCCUCCAACCCCGCCCACGUAAAGACCGCCAUUCGACUUCUCUUCGACCAAAGAAUAGAUAGUGGACGUGGAGGUGCCGAAGUGUGGACAGUGGGUGCACUGGAUAGGGAGGAGCACAGACAGCUUAAAGUGGGCGUCUUGCUCUCUGACGCGGGCGGUUUGUCUGCCGUCCACGCCCUCACUAUCAUCGUCGACGACAUCAACGACAACCCGAUGCGACCAGGGGCGAAGACGGUGUAUCUGUGGAAGACGCAGGGUUUAGGAUCCGAGGCGCCCCUGGGUCGUGUUUACGUGGACGACCCGGACGACUGGGAUGGGCGUGACAAGGACUACGCCUGGGCCGGCCACCCUCACCCUUUGUUCACCCUUCACCCUGCCACGGGACAUAUCGUCGCCUCUGGACAGCUUAGGGAGGGAAGGUGCAUCUGUCCGGGCGGGUCCUUUGGCUCCCGUUGCAAGAUCCCCGCCCGGUCCUUCAAAGGCACAGGGUGGGCGUGGGUGGCUCCCCUCCCCCCUUGCCUCCCGGCUUCUCUCUCCUUCAAGGUCCUCACGAACCGCCCGCGCGCGUUGCUCCUUUACUCCGGUCCUCUCACCACGCCCGCGACCCCCCCGCGCUCCCUCCUGGCCAUACAAUUAGAGGAUGGGCGGCCCAGGCUCAUCUACGAAGGGCGGGCGGGGAAGGUCGAUCUGCUGGUGAACACGAAGGUCGACGACGGCGCCUGGCACUCCAUCUACGCCCACUUUGGCACCAAGGGCGUAGUGGUGAUGGUGGACCUGUGCGGGCGCGGAUGGAAGGACCACGACGACCAGGACGACCCCCGGAGCAGCGAGAGGAACGACCACGGCACCGGGGACGGCCACGAGCACUGCCUGGCGAGAGCGCACUGGAGGAACCGGAAGGACAGGACGCGUAUGGGAGAAGCGUCUCCUUCGGCGCCCUGGCUCGGAGUGGAGCCCCUGCAGGUCGGCGGGAUGGCUCGCACGCCCUCACGCCCACACGCGAGCGGUGGGCGUCCUUUUUCUAAGCUGGUGACGGAGGGUUUAGACGGAUGCGUUGCUCAUCUCGUCGUCAAUAGUCAGGUGAGAAGCAGGUGCUCUCGGCAGAGGUUCAGUACAAGAAGGUUCUUCAAUACUAAUACAACCCUCUACAUCGAGACCUCAACCAUUAAAAUUGAUACCACAAUACCCCUCCUUCCAGCUGGUCGACCUGGGGGAGCCGCCCUACAGCCACGCGAGCGCCCCGGGAUGCCGCCCCCAGGAGGAAGCGUGCAUGGGCGUCCUAGGGAGAGUCGUGCGGCCUUCGAGGGGCGUGCGUGGGCGGCCUUCGGAGCCCAAGGUGCGAAUGUGAUCCUGGAUGGACCGGCGACGGCUGCUCCACGCCCACGGUGCCGGCACUCCUCGGGGCGUCGUCGUACAUGA